GAAUCCGCAACGACCUCGACGGCGACACAUUCACUCACUCAUUUCACGUCUCUUUGUCUGUUUCCUUUGCUUUUGGCCCUAGACUUGUUCUCUUUCUUCCCUCUGUACAACAACCACCCUCACACACUAUGCUACAAUGAUUCUUCCAUUACAACGACUCGGCCUGCUCGCUGCCCUCCUCGGGCUGUACCUCACAUCCCUCGGUGCGGUCGAUGCCGUCGACAUACCGUCGGACGCUUCCCUCUCUUCGUUGAUCGCAUCAGGUAAGGCUGCACGGGCUCGUGGAGCCAACAGUGAGGCCCUCGCAUAUUUCGAUGCAGCAGUCUCCAAGGACUCCUCCGAUUACCUUACGCUCUUCCAACGGGGAAUCACCUAUUUAUCUCUCGGAAGGAAUGCGCAGGCAAGCGCAGACUUCGAUAAUGUGUUAAAAAUAAAACCUGGGUUCGAAGGGGCGUUAUUGCAGAGGGCCAAGAUCAAGGCGAAGAAUGCAGAUUGGGCUGCGGCGCGGCAGGAUUAUGUUGCGUUAGGCAAUCGAGCAGCGGCAGACUUGGCCCAACUCGAAGAGGCAGAGGGCGCAGCCUAUCUUGCAGUCGAAGCGGAAAAGAAGCAAGAUUGGGAGGCAUGUAUCAACCAAGCAGGCAUUGCCAUCAUGACCGCAGGAACGGCCUUGUCACUGCGACAGCUACGCGCUCGAUGUCGAUUUGAGCGUGGCGAGGUGCAAGAGGGUAUCAGUGACCUCCAGCACGUCCUCCAAAUCCAUCCGGGCCUAGUGGAGCCACACUUACAAAUUUCGGCCAUGUUGUUCUACAGUCUGGGAGAUACGAAACUGGGCAUGGACCAAGUCAAGAAAUGCUUGCACUCAGAUCCGGACUCGAAACCCUGCAAAUCUCUCUUCAGGGAAGAGAAGAGCAUUUUGAAGCAAGUCGACCAGGUUCAGGCGCUUUUCGACAAACGGCAAUUCAACUCCGGGAGCAAGGUGCUGGUGGGCAAGGGUACCGAUGAUGAGCCUGGGCUUCUCUCGGAACUCAAGUCCUAUGUCGAGGCUCACCGUGCAAAGGGCGUUAUACAUGCAAAAGCGCCCUCGGAUCUCUACGCGAACAUGUUGGAGAAGACCUGUGAAGCGUUUAUGUCGAUGAACAACAUGAACAAGGCCGGCAAGUUUUGUUCCGAAGUGCUCACCAUGAGACCCAGCUCUCUUCAUGGACUGUUGUACCAAGCGCAGAAACACAUGGAGGCCGAAAACUUCGACGCUGCAAUUUCGACGCUCAACACGGCUCGGGACAAUCACCCUGACGCUCAGGGGACGAUCAAUUCCAAAUUGCACGAAGCGCAAGUCGCCCUGAAGCGUAGUAAAACCAAGGACUAUUACAAGGUCCUGGGCGUCUCUCGUGAUGCUGACGAAGCCACCAUCAAGAAGGCCUACCGCACUGCGACCAAGAUGUUCCAUCCGGACAAGGCCGCUGCGAGAGGGAUAUCCAAAGAGGAAGCGGAGACGAAGAUGACAUCGAUCAAUGAGGCGUAUGAAGUCCUCAGCGACCCUGAAUUGAAGGCCAAAUUCGACAAUGGCGAGGACCCCAACGAUCCCAUGGCCAACCAGGGUGGCAACCCCUUCCAAGGUAGCCCCUUUGGCGCAGGAGGCCAGCAGUUUUUCUUCCAACAGGGAUUCCCUGGCGGUGGCGGCGGCGGCGGACAGAGGCAGUUCAAGUUCUCAACUGGUGGCGGAGGCUUCCCUGGGGGAAAUCCCUUUGCAGGCUUUCCAGGUUUCGGAUAGAGCGGGAGCUAUCUGGUCCGGUUUCCUGGCCUUGCAUAUCUUGUUCCUUGUCACUUCACGAAUUGAUACCCCAUGUUCUUCCACAUGAACUGGUCCCCCUGUCUGCUCUUUCAGCUUUGACUUUACGCCAGAACUAGUGUGGCAGGAUUUGCAAAAAGACAAAAGUCCAGGUCACUUUUCCUUCUCGGAACAAGCGAGGCUCGUCUAGACCUUUAUCGAAUGUGCUACGUUGCCGUUCACACCAUCCGCACCUCUUUCGGAUCGACCAUUGAUGUUCGAAACGCAACGGUCUCUCGCCCCCAUGUCAUUGACUAUCUGAUCCCGUCCACGUUGGCGAACUCUGAACAGGGAAGUCGAACGACGGCUUGUGCUAUCCCUGGAGAACCCCCGGUUGUACAUUUUACUGGGGGGGAUUACAUGGUCUGGUAUUUUUGCAUUGGCCAUGGUUGCCCGAGCUCGACACCAUCCUUGAAACAGCAGUGGGAGACACUCUGCCAGGCCAAGCGAUCAAGCUAACCCAACGCCUUAGGCAUGCAUUGUCUAUCACCCGAGGAUGGAUUUGCGCCUAGGUACUGCUCGAGGCCAAUGCCGUUGUACUCCGCAUUUGACUACAGCCGACUAGUGGUUUGUAUACCCUUGUCGCGCCCAAACCCGUUGGCUCCCCGACCCGCCUCGCCUCGCCCACCAAUGACUCCGCGGCGCAUAUGGUCUGAGACCACGGAGGGUGGUGAAACAGUUAAGGCAGUGUGUACAGGCAGCUAUCCGCAAGCGAACAUACCUUUGAUGGCUGGCUCAUAGCAACGCCCAGGACGCCCCUCGGUGCCGCAGACUCCCGCAACCACUUUCACAUGCGACGCACAACAGCCGUUUCAAUCUGGCCGGACGUCCGGUGGAGCAAGGCCCCCCAAACCCAUCACAUCGUUAAAGACUUAGUGCAGAUACCUUGUGAGGGGAAAGAGCUUGGGGUUCGUUAUCACAUCAGUCGCGCCUGGAAUACCUUUCGCACAAGCUCUGAACGUCCGGGGCUCGACGAAGUGGACAUUUUGGGAAGCGGCCUGCUGGAUGCCAGGGAGUUGGUGGCUUCUAGGCAGGAAACCAAGACUCUCUCCGGAAAUGCGCCGUACAGUCCAGGCCAGUCUGGACGACAACGAAACCUGCGAGUCCAAUGCCCGCACAAUAACCAUGUCUGUCCCGCAGCCUAACCGGAUCAUGGGACUUUGGUGCCCAAUAUGGACUCUCGACCGAUACAGCUGCUGCUCCUCCUUCACAGGAAUUCACCAGGUAGACGGGAUGGGGUCGUUCCUUGCCGUUUCUUGCCGUUUCGACUGUGACGGGUUUCGCUCUGCACCGAUAACAGAAGUCGAGAGUCCUUGCCGCCAGUCCCUGAUUUGCCAUUCCCUCCACUGCACGUGGCGGCACAACUGGAUGAACGAGAAUGUGCCGUGUGUCUGUAAGAGAAAUUGCGUACAUGGGGGUGACGAGACCGGCCCAGUACGAGGUACUCGAGGACAGAGACGUGUUCAUCAAUCAGAACAGGAGCUUGUGGCUGCCGUUGUGCUCCGUAGGGCACGUGAGCAGAUUCUCACAGCUACGAUAUGUCCAUGCGCCAAUGAGUUGCAGCAGCAUUCAUCAGACAGACCUCCAUAGUGCUAUGCAUUGUCUGCUUUGAUCCUACUGGAGAUACAUCCCAGGAAUCUAUGGGUGAUGGAAAACAGAAGAGCAAAAACUCAACCACGAAGCAGAGUUGAGACUCUGCUUCGCGUUAAGCGAAACUCGCCCUUUCGGGUUGGUUUUUCUGGAGCAGGUGACGGGGGAGAAGGGGGAGAAUGGGCAGAAGGGGCAGAAAUGGGCAGAGGGGAGGUCCUGCGCCUGCUAACCCGGUGUUAGUUCGACCUGACAGACCCUAUUUAUCCGUUCGGCGUGUUCGAAGUGUGGUUCAAAUCCGAGGUCCUGCUGUCUCUCCUGGUUCGGGUGCCAGUUCGACCGGCACAGGACCUGGAUAGGGUUCGCUCGAAUUUCGAAUUUUUCGCCCUCGUCGAGGUAAGGGGGUCUUUGUGUGGCAGAUUUUGGAGAGAGAAACAUGAUAAAGGUGAUUUUAUUUGGGUGGGUACGUUUGGACCGCACCUUUGGUGGUGGGCGGACGCAAUGCUGAGAAUGUAUAUACAGUUACAUACGUAGGUAAGAGCACGCCUUUCUCUAUAUUCGCUACAGCAAGAAUCAUUGUUCGCUGUACCUAGGUCCAAUGCUUGCCAUGUAUGAAGACCCAUGAAUUGAUU
Messenger RNA from Cladophialophora immunda, 4047 nucleotides. RefSeq lists its product as uncharacterized. The record is from RefSeq and is a predicted model, not a curated record. Gene Ontology annotation, molecular function: misfolded protein binding; protein-folding chaperone binding. The transcript has a single exon. Lineage: Eukaryota; Fungi; Ascomycota; Eurotiomycetes; Chaetothyriales; Herpotrichiellaceae. Gene Ontology annotation, biological process: protein folding in endoplasmic reticulum. The coding region runs from base 137 to 1771 and encodes 544 amino acids. Gene Ontology annotation, cellular component: endoplasmic reticulum.